Messenger RNA from Paramecium octaurelia, 1300 nucleotides. The record is from the annotation of a GenBank genome assembly. Lineage: Eukaryota; Ciliophora; Oligohymenophorea; Peniculida; Parameciidae.
AUGUAAUAAAACAACUUCCAGGCAAAAUUUAGAGCAGCUCUUGCUAUCUCUCAAAUGGAUAAAAAGAAUCGAGCCCAAAACAAGGGACAAACUCAGAAUUAAUUACACCAAACUAUCGUCGAGCAUAAUGGACUCAAGUCCACAUAUUUUAUGGGCCAUAAUGAAAUUCCUGAGAUAGAUGAAAAUGCCAUUGUGGUUGCAGAACAUGACAUCUCAGUUGUAACGAAAAAAGAGGAACCAUACAAAACUCCUAAAUUAGACGGAAUGCUUCUUAAAAAGAGUCCACAUUUCUUAUAAGGAUGGCAACAGAGAUGGGCAGUCUGCCAAAAUAAUCGCUUGGUUUACUACUUACCAGAAAAUAGGAACUCGCCAUUUGGAGUUCUUGAUUUCAAUAUCAUGUCGUAUUCCUUGUAAGAAACCAAAGACCAAAAUGGCAAUAUUAUUGAAUUUGUGUAUCAUCUUUUACACUAUUUGUAGAUUAAUUCCUAGUGGAUCCACAAAGAACUUUAUUUUUAAAGCUGGCACUUCUUAAGAAACAAUGAAAUGGUUUCAUGUUAUCAGGGAAAACAAGGACACAUCUGAAGGAGCAAAAAAGAUACUUAAUAGCUUAAUUAAAUAUCCUAGAUUUUGGAGGGUAUUGCAUGUUAUUAUUUUUAGACGGAUAGGAUAUCGUGUGACUAAUUUUUGAAAACAGGAGAUACUGGUGACAUACUUCUAUUUAGAGGAAAUGGAGCUAACUGUUUAAUUUAGAGAGGAUUAACUGGGUCUGAUUAUGAUCAUGCAGCAGUCUUGUUACGAUUUCCAUCAGGUUCAUUGUUCAUACUUGAGGCUACUGGUUGUUAUGGAGUAGGAUUGUGUUCUUGGAGUAUUUAGAAUAAUUAAUUUCUAUAGAGGAUAUGAUUAAUGAAAGAUGGUUUGAAUUGUAUGAAAAGAUUAUGAUUAGAAAAUUGGAAAUAGAUAGAGAUCACAAUUUUUUAAAAACAGUGUAAGAAUUUUUGAAUGAAAAUAUGGGUAAAAAGUAUUCACUCACUCCUAUGAAAUUACUUAAAUAGAAAUCUACAGUUUAAGACAUUAAUAAAUAGACUAAUAAGGUAAAUUGAUGUUUAUAUUUUUACAGGAAGAAAGGACCUUUUUCUGUUCUGAAUUGGUUGCAGCGCUUUACAAACAGCUGGGAAUAUUCGAUUAAUAAAAAUCUGCAGCAUAAUAUUGGCCAGGAAAUUUGUGCUCAGAAAAUAAAUAACUUAUUGUUUUAAAGGGAACAUUGCAUCCAGAAUAAUUGAUUGAUUUUAGUAACGUCUGA